AUGUCUCUCGUGCAGGCCGUCCGACAGCAGCUACGCCUCAACGCCUUCUGGGCUCCUCGCCGCUGCCUCGCGUCCCAGAGCGCACCAGCCGCAGCCCCAGUGCAGCCAGCAAGCGGCAAUGCGCCAUCAAAAACCGAGCACCCGGCGCUCGCACAGUCGUGUUGCACGGAGAACACGGUGCUCGUUGGGGUGAACUACCUCAAGGGCCAGCCGGAGGUGCUCGCGCUCGCGGACGACGCGUACCCGCCCUGGCUCUGGACACUCCUCCAGCCGAAGCACAUCCCCGACGACGGCCCUGGCGGCAUUGGCGAGAAGAUCCGUCUACGCAAGGCGAAUCGGCAGCAGAUACGGGAUUCGAACUUCAUGAAGACGCAGUGA
This is a messenger RNA of Trametes versicolor FP-101664 SS1, 378 nucleotides long. RefSeq lists its product as uncharacterized. Lineage: Eukaryota; Fungi; Basidiomycota; Agaricomycetes; Polyporales; Polyporaceae. Gene Ontology annotation, cellular component: mitochondrial large ribosomal subunit. Gene Ontology annotation, molecular function: structural constituent of ribosome. The transcript has 2 exons. The record is from RefSeq and is a predicted model, not a curated record. The coding region runs from base 1 to 378 and encodes 125 amino acids.